This is a messenger RNA of Sphaeramia orbicularis (orbiculate cardinalfish), 3088 nucleotides long. RefSeq names its product tetraspanin-5. The transcript has 10 exons. The record is from RefSeq and is a predicted model, not a curated record. Gene Ontology annotation, cellular component: plasma membrane. Bases 373 to 1191 code for a protein of 272 amino acids. Lineage: Eukaryota; Metazoa; Chordata; Actinopteri; Kurtiformes; Apogonidae.
CGUCUAUCAAACAGCCAUGUCUAGAUUAUGGGUCAGAUAGAAGACCAGCUGCUUUAAUCCGUUGAUUUCAGUGGAUUUAUUUUAUAGAUAUACCUUUGGAGAUCUGUGUCGGGGGUAUUCCAGACACCACAGAGGGACACCGGGACCCUGAACGCCGCACCCGUGGGUCUUAUCCGCGCCUUUGCUCGGUGCGCACCGCGGACAGGAUGCUGUUUAUAAUUAGACGGUGAAACAAUUGACUGAGCGUUUUUUGUCGGGACUAGAAAAUAAAAAAAAAUAAAAAAAAAAAUAGGGUGUUUCCACAACCAGGCUGUCAAACACAGAGGUCCAUAGAUGUGAUAGUGUCUCCGUACGGGCUGUGUUUGAGGAAAAAUGAUGUCAGGAAAGCAUUUCAAGGCUCAUGAAGUGAGCUGCUGCAUCAAGUAUUUCAUCUUCGGGUUCAACAUAAUAUUCUGGUUCCUCGGAGUGGCGUUUCUUGCCAUCGGGUUGUGGGCAUGGAGUGAGAAGGGUGUCCUCUCCAACAUUUCAUCCAUCACAGACCUGGGGGGCUUUGACCCAGUCUGGCUUUUCCUUGUGGUGGGUGGUGUGAUGUUCAUCCUUGGAUUCGCUGGUUGCAUCGGAGCGCUGCGGGAAAACUCUUUCUUGCUCAAGUUUUUCUCGGUUUUCCUGGGUAUCAUCUUCUUCCUGGAGCUGACUGCAGGAGUCCUGGCCUUUGUCUUCAAAGACUGGAUCAAGGAUCAGCUCAACUUUUUUAUCAACAACAACAUUCGGGCCUACAGAGACGACAUUGAUCUGCAGAACCUGAUAGACUUCACCCAGGAAUAUUGGGAAUGUUGUGGAGCUUUCAGUGCUGAUGAUUGGAAUUUAAACAUCUACUUCAACUGCACUGAUUCCAAUCCCAGUCGUGAGAAAUGUGGAGUGCCGUUUUCCUGCUGCACCAAAGAUCCUGCGGAAGAUGUCAUCAACACUCAGUGUGGAUACGACAUCCGAGCAAAAACUGACUCUGAGCAGAGGACCUUCAUUUAUAUCAAAGGCUGCGUCCCUCAGUUUGAGAAGUGGCUUCAAGACAACCUGACGGUGGUGGCAGGCAUUUUUAUUGGAAUUGCAUUACUGCAGAUUUUUGGCAUCUGUUUAGCGCAGAAUCUCGUGAGCGACAUUGAGGCUGUGAGAGAAAGUUGUUUGUUUACCUAAGAUCUCCACUGAAUCUCCAAAGGCAUGAAGGAUGUACCAGGACUCUUCAGUUUGGAUGCCAGCAAAGAAGGGAUGUACGCCAAUUACUGAACGUGUCCAGAAUGAAGAGCCUCAUUUCUUUGUACAUAGUAAAUUUUGAUUUAUUUGUGGCCCCGCAUUUAACUAAAGCACAACCUCUGAGAUGUACUGUGACUCAUUACAUUACAGUUCAAAAGACACUGAACCAAUACAACACAGAUUCUUUGCAGUAGUUGUUGAGAUGAUGAAUUGGCUUCCAGUGGAGGCGUUGAGGAGUGGUCAUAACUUGACCAAUGAAGAUUGUUUUAAUACUUUUAUCUCAGAGGUAGCACUUCUCUUAGAUCAGGGCCGUGGUUUUCUAUGUCUCACAGCUGCAGUUUUUAUCACUGCAUGUAAGGGUUGUGUACAAAGAUCAAGUGAUUCUGGAAAUGCACUGCAUGCCUAUUGUCUACCGGUAGGACAUUGGCUUUCCUAACAGUUUCAUUGAUGUUAAGUAUUUUAAAAUAUUUGUAAAAUAGUCACCAGUGUAGAGAGAAUUGGCUGGUUAGCACUUUGUUGGAUGUUUAAUGGAACCUACUCAAAAGUUGCAGAGAAUGACUUCAGAUUUAUUUCCAUCUGUGAGACGCUCACACUCAUCAUCAGUUUGUACGCAGAGUUUUGUCAGGCUACAGUACUGUAGGUUAAUGUUCAGAUAGAAAGGCUUUGUAGAGGUGUAGUGCGUACAUGUUUUGGCAGUGACAUUAAAAUAAUGUCUAGAUAUUGAAAGAACAAAACUCAGCCUUAAGCACUUUAAUCACAUGUAAGGGUCAUGGAGGUCAUCGCAGUAACAGACAACACAGUUGUUAUGUCAGACUGUUAUUUUAGUCCAGCAGGUGGCCACUGGGGGGAGCACUUUUUUUUACUUGUAAACUACAUCUCUCAUGUCUCGGUGCUCCGUAACUGUCAAAUACAUCUAGACUUUAUUUUUUUCCCCAAAUGCUGCUUUACAAAUAAAGCGUCUCAUUUACAAUAUUUGCACAUUAUCUCACUGUCAAUCAGUGCUUGUUCACUGUCCUCUAUUUUGUCAGUUGUUGCUUUUGUGUUUUCUGUGAUGAAAACUGCCUAAAUGAAGAAAUACCUUUGUUAUUUGUGUGAGAAUUUCCUAUGUUUUAUUUUUCCUAAGUUUCACUGGACAGUUUGGAUACACAUUGUGUUGAAGGCUCAUAAUGGCAUAUUUUUCCACUUUGUGCCUCUCAUGUAUUAUCACAGAUCUAAGAAGCAUCUAAGAGAUAUUUGAAGACUUUAGGAUAACAGCAAUUGUUUGGAGUGAACUUUGAGGAUUUUCUCACCAUCUGGAUGAAUAGUGUUUGAAAACAAGGUAUUAUAAUCAUUUUUAUUUAGAAAUGUUGAUGCUUUGCUCUGUGACUUGGACACAAACUGGGAUUUAGUGGCACAUAAGUGACUGUAGAAAUGAGUUAAGGUCUACAAAAUGCAGUACUUGAAAGUGAAGCCCAUCGGCUCUCUCACCAGCAUUACGUGAAAUGCCAACUGAGAUGCCAUUUGUAUGUACAUUACCUGUGAGCAUGCAUUGAAAUACAAGUAUUGAAGAAAAGUAGCCAUUUAAUAGAAGCAAAGUAAACCUGCAGUAUUUCACUGAUUGUGAAAUCUUUUACAUGAAAUGGAAGAAACAUUAUUUCCACUAAAAACUUUAAAUGAUUGUUUUUGUUUUGUUUUUUUGACCCAUACACUCUUUUUUUUUUUUUUUUUUUUUUUACCACUCAGUGCCAUACAGCGAUAACUUCAUGUUUCUGACUAUAAUAACUUCUUUUGUUUCAUGUAAAUAACUGGAUUGUGGCAAGUUGUAAAUAUAUAUCUAAAAAAUAAAUGUGGUUCUUUCUAA